Messenger RNA from Penicilliopsis zonata CBS 506.65, 1941 nucleotides. RefSeq lists its product as hypothetical. The transcript has 2 exons. The record is from RefSeq and is a predicted model, not a curated record. Gene Ontology annotation, biological process: homocysteine metabolic process. Gene Ontology annotation, cellular component: cytosol. Lineage: Eukaryota; Fungi; Ascomycota; Eurotiomycetes; Eurotiales; Aspergillaceae. Gene Ontology annotation, molecular function: FMN binding; flavin adenine dinucleotide binding; [methionine synthase] reductase (NADPH) activity. The coding region runs from base 1 to 1941 and encodes 646 amino acids.
AUGGCUCCCAUGGUCAGGCCGGGGACAAGCCCCCGGCCUACCUACAGGGACCAUCAGGCCAUCCCGAUGUCAUCGACUUCUCAUCCGGAUAACCCGAUUCCCGAGGAGCCUCGCGUGCGGUCCCUGUCAGAGACCGAUUUCAACUUCGACGGCUCGUCUUUCUCCUUCUCCCAGGCCUCGUCGGAGGAAGGAUACGUGGAGAGCCCCGUCACUCCCAUCACCCCCCCAAUCGAACCUCGCUCUGAUGAGGAUGCCUUUGUCCAGUCGAAGAGAUUGUCUACCGGACCGGUGACAACCGGUCGCCGUCGCCGUGCCUCGACGGUGCUUAUCUCGCAGAAUGCCGAGGACAUGCGGAGAGUGCUGGAGAAUGUCGGCAAUGGGGGCACCCAGAAGGUCGAGAGCUUCUGCUGCGGAGGUGGAUGCUGCCGCAGCCAGCCGUUGAAGAGAAUCGCUCCCUCGACGGCCGGCCUGGAUGCCGUGCUCCCGCCUGCCAACCGAGCGUUCCAGUCUCUCAAGUUGAAUGUCGACAACCUGGCCCUGGACAGCAUGCUCACCAGCAUCGUUCCGCUACCCGAGAAGACCCUGUCCUUCGCCCCGGUGCCCAUCUCCGCCGUGGAUGUCAAGCUGGGACCCGCCGAUCACCCUCCCCAGUUUGUGAAGCCUCACCCCCCUUUCGACGUCUACCGUGCUCCGCUCCACCACGCCCGCGAGCUGACCAAGCCCGGGGCCGAGAAGCGGACCUUCCACUUCGAGAUCGACGUCACCGAUUACCCUCCGGAAAGUGGCAACGUCGAGUUCGUCGUCGGCGGCGCCAUUGGCAUCUGCCCCAGGAACAAGGACGAGGAAGUCGACGCCAUCUUUGACGCGCUCGGCAUCCCCAAGGCGAUCCGCGAUAAGAAAGUCACCCUGCACACCUCCAAGGGCCGCUGGCCGACCAUCUGGGAUGACGACAAGCCCAGAGACCUCCUGACCACCCGGCGGGAGCUGCUGAACUGGUGCUCCGACAUCCAGAGUUACCCCCCCACCAAGCAGUUCUUCCGCCUGUUGGCCGAAUACGCCUCGGAACCCAAUGAAAAGAAGAUCCUCGAGUACCUCUCGUCGGCCCAAGGCCAGGGCGCCUUCUGUGAUCUGCGCACGGGCUUGCACAUCACCGUCUCCCAGUUGCUGCAGGCGUUCCCCUCGUCCCAGCCCCCUCUUGAUCACCUGUUGUCCAUCCUCAACACCUUGAUGCCCCGCUUCUACUCGCUGUCGCAAGACCCUCUCCUGUCCUGCACCCGGUUCGGGAGCAACCGUCGCCGCUUCGUCGAGAUCGCCGUCUCGGUGGCCACCAGCGACGAUUGGAAGGGCGGCAUUCGGACCGGCGUCGGAUCCGGCUACAUGGAGGAGCUUGCCAUGAAGGUGAUCGAGGCCGAGCGCCAGGGUAUCGACCCCCAAACCCUGGGUAUCUCCGUGCCCAUGUUCCGAGGCUUGAUGGCCAACCCCCUUGCCAAGCGCUUCGCAUCCGAUGGGCCCAUGCUUCUCAUCGGCGCCGGCGUGGGCAUCGCUCCCUUCCGCGGCUUCGUCCAGCGUCGGCUGCAGUCUGCCAACUGCGCCAACAAGGUGUGGGUGCUCCAGGGUGUCCGGGACUCCCUGCUCGACGAGCUCUACAGUGGUGAGUGGGGGGUCGACGAGCAGAAGGUGCGCACUGUGGUCCAGAGCCGUCGAGGCGAGAGCAAGUACGUCCAGGAAGAGGUCCGCCACCAAGCCGACCUGGUCUGGUUCGUCAUCAACGCCUUGGACGGCCGCGUCUUUGUCUGCGGCAGUGGCAAGGGUAUGGGAGAAGGAGUCGAGGCCGCCUUGGUCGACGUGGCCAUGGCCAAGGGUAACCUCAACUACGAGGAGGCUCAACUCUUCUGGAGUAACAAGAAGGAGGCCGGGCAGUAUAUUGCCGAAACAUGGUAA